AUGCGGAUUACCUUGUAUUCAUAGGUUGAUCGAUUUUAAUUGUCCCAUUAGCAAAUGUAAACAGUCAUUUUGUCGGCGUUUUACAUAUAAAAAUGGCGUGGAAUUAUCAGCAGCAUGCUGGACAUUUUAACCAACAGCAGCAGCAGCAUUACCAGCAACAUCAUCCACAGUAUGCCGGACAGCAAGCACAAGGAGCAAGUCAAACUUAUGGAAAUUAUGGCAAUUUUUUUCAACAAAACGUAUUUCAAAUGAAUGCAUGGCAGGCAUAUAAUAUGAGUGGUGAAGCAGAACUGGCCGGCAUAUUUGCACAUUAUGUCAACAGAGACCAAGCAAAUACGAUGGCUCAAGGUAUCCAAUCGGAAGACUUGUGCAACAUUCUUAACCAAACAGGAUCAAUAAAGGCUUACUAUAACAUUACUUGGAGUCGAGAACUAUGUAGCGUCAUGAUGGCUAUGUUAGAUCGGAACCCAGAUGGAUUUAUGCAGUGGCCAGAGUUUAUGGAGCUACAGCGGUGUAUUCUAGCAUGGCACAACAUGUUUAGACGGUACGAUACGGACAAGUCGGGGUAUAUUGAAUCUCACGAGCUUAAUAACGUUGUCAGUGCUUUUGGUUACCGUAUAAGUCCAGACGUAAUGACAACGUUGUUGAAGCGUUACUCAAGAGCUCAUGCUGUCAAUGGCCAAGUUCGCACGUUAAUAGCUUUUGAUGAUUUUGUGUCGCUAUGUGUGCGAUUGCGUGCGUAUACAGAUGCCUUCAGAAAAAGAGACAGAUGUUCGAAUGGAGGCUGUGAGACUGGGUCCUGCAUGUAUGGAUAUGAUGAUUUCCUUAGAUGCGUGAUGUGUCUUUAGAACCCAGCUUUUAGAUGGGAGGAUAACAACAUGUGGCAGUGUUUGAAACAAUGAAUAAACAACUUCUAUGCCAAACCAAGAUUACUCAGGACAAGGAAUACUUGUGUUAAUGCUACUUAAAGGCACAAAAACUGCUACUCACCCUUUUUCUGUUUAUUUUUCCUGUAAAACUGUCACAAAAGUCUUUGAGAUAUAAUUUAUAGCUCAAACGGGCCCGAGUGCGGGUGUUAUAAAGCAUUUUUACGCCAGCUGAAGAAACAGAACGCUUUUUUGUCUUAUUGCUAAUUUGCUGAACGCAUGCAAAGAUGGAACGGAUUAUGGCGACAUGUACAUGUUACAUGAGAAAUACCAAGCAAUGAUAAACUGUAUACAGACGACAUUCUAUGGAAGUAGUUUUCAGCCAAUCUUAUACACAUUGUGUUCAUUAAAACAAAAAUACUUCGUUUGAAUAUAUUAUAUUGAUAUGUAACCAACUUUAUUUUAAUGCAAACCGUGUGUAUGUAAUGUUCGUGACGGUACAGAACGCUUUUCUUUGUUGUCAAAUUAAUAUGUAAGUUAAGGUAGUGACUCAUAUUCAGAUAUUUCAUUGAUGAACUGUAAACUGGGCGUUUUUUGUGUCUCUUUUAUUUCACAGUUCCAUAAUAUCUGGACUGAUUAGCGUUAUUAAGAAUUCGCGGUUCGCAGUUGUUUACACUAUUGGGGAUAAUGCUUUCUAUUGUUCACGAGUUUUGAAUUCGCGUAUCGCUCUAGAAAAUAAGACAUUCGCGAUUAUUACCCAAUCUACAGUUUAUGCCUAUUGUACUAGACACACGAUCAUAUAUGUACCAGUUUUCUGUCUAGAUUUCUUGCCAGUCAUUUAGCUUCCCGGCUUAUUGACUCAACACUUUUUUUAAAAUGUCUUAUGUUUGCAACAGAAUAGUUCAAUUGACCAACCAGAAGAACUUAGUUUUACUUGUGUUUUCUUUGGCUCAUUUUUCUUUGGAAAGUCAAAACGUUUUUGUCCUGUGUUUUACUUAAAUAAAUGCAUUGUUUUUUACCUACCAAAUUAGUCAUACAUAACUCAUAUAUGAAAUUCUUAUGUCACAUAUUUUGUUCUUAAUAAUCUUUCAGUAAGUUGAAUCACUUUAUUUUCUAUGUAGAUGUACAUGUCUGUGAUAAACAUUAGUAAAAUUACUAAAAUGCA
Molecule: messenger RNA, 2031 nt
Organism: Mercenaria mercenaria
Lineage: Eukaryota; Metazoa; Mollusca; Bivalvia; Venerida; Veneridae
Product: sorcin-like
Exons: 8
Coding region: 93-848 (251 amino acids)
Molecular function (GO): calcium ion binding
Source: RefSeq, a predicted model, not a curated record